UGAGGACCUUGUGGAGUGAACGUUCCUUCAUGUUGGGACCCAGCCUGCGGCCCUGCAGGAGAACAGGAAGUGCUCGUUGAACAAGCUCAGCUAGCCCGUCAAUUGGAGUCAGAUAGUUAGCUUGGCAAUCACCUCGGCAGGUACAAUGGGCCUUUUCGGCAAAACACCCGAUAAACCCCCAAAAGAACUGAUCAGUGAGUGGUCUAGAAAGAUCAAGAAAGAAAUGAGAAUGCUUGACAGACAAAUUCGAGAUAUCCAACGAGAACAAGAGAAAGUGAAAAGAUCCAUUAAAGAUGCCGCCAAAAAGGGACAGAGAGAUGUGUGUGUGGUUCUCGCAAAGGAAAUGGUUCAGUCAAAGCGAGCUAUAACAAAAAUGCACGCUUCCAAAGCCCAAAUGAACUCUGCUGUACUCAGCAUGAACAAUCAGCUAGCUGUCGUGCGUGUAGCUGGUUCCCUGCAGAAGAGUACAGAGGUAAUGAAAGCCAUGCAGAACCUCAUCAAAAUCCCAGAGAUCCAGGCCACCAUGAGAGACCUGUCAAAGGAGAUGAUGAAGGCUGGAAUUAUUGAGGAAAUGCUGGAGGACACAUUUGAGAGCAUGGAAGAUGGAGAGGACAUGGAGGAAGCAGCAGAGGAGGAGGUUGACAAGAUCCUCUUUGAGAUCACAGCAGGUGCCCUUGGCAAAGCGCCCAGCAAAGUUACAGAUGCUCUGCCUGACACAGAGCCGCUUGGAGCCACUGCAGCUUCGGACGAGGAGUCGGAGGAGGACAUUGAAGCGAUGCAGUCAAGAUUGGCAGCUCUCAGGAGCUAAGGUGAACUGGUACUAUUAAAGUCGGUUUGUCACUCCAAGAACAACAGAGACAAUUGUUGCUGCAGGUUUUACAGUGCUGAGCAUCCUGUCUGCUUCAUGUUAUAAAUACUAUUUCAUAAUCAUGUGGGUUAACAUCGUGCAAUGACAGUAAAUAUCUUUAUAACAUUUUUUUUUAAUAUAGAACGUGUGGUUUACGCAGCCUGAAGCAAAGUUGUUUUUGCUUUUGUCUUUUUUUUAUCUGGGGUAACCCUAGGUAAGUCUUUAUUAUCCAAAGUCAAACAGAAAGUUGAAGAAAGUGUACAUAAUGUAAGUAUGAAAAGCCUGCUGUGCCUACAGUGCUUCAUCAUAUUGUGGACUGGUGGUGGAGCUACUUGGGUAUAAAUGAUCCAAAUAAGUGAUUAACUAACUUUUGAAGGACGCCGCCCUUCACUUCAAAUAAAUCUUUCAUCACUGAUUAGCAGUUGUUCUAAAUCUCUUAGGAAACCUUUUUUAAAAAGUAUCUGUUCAGUUCCGUUCACAGGACACCAGCCCACAUUAUCUUUAACACUAGAGCUGAAGGGUGGAUUUAGUUUCAUGUACUGUCAAAAUGUGUGUGUUCUAUAUGUGGUCUGACACUCAUCAGAAAAAUGCACGCAUACUACCCGACUGACUUUAUUUUGCAUUAACAUUUAGCUUGUUAAAUGUUGGACUUUGUGUCACAGUUGAGUUCUUUCUCAGCAGGGGGAUGCGGAGGAAAUAAAAGAGGUUGGAUAGUGCAGGACCUAUGUAUUGUGGAAGCAUUGUGUGUAUAAUUUUUCUAUGUGACUGGGGAUAAAAUAAGAAAAUAAACUUUUAAGAACAAAUAUUGCCAAUAAGAACAAUGUGUUACACUGGUUUUUACUCUAAGUUAUUAAAACAUUCUUUCAAACUAA
Notolabrus celidotus (New Zealand spotty) is the source of this 1719-nucleotide messenger RNA. It is a transcript of the gene chmp3, whose product is annotated as charged multivesicular body protein 3. Gene Ontology annotation, biological process: late endosome to vacuole transport; endosome transport via multivesicular body sorting pathway; protein transport. The transcript is spliced from 6 exons. Gene Ontology annotation, cellular component: multivesicular body; ESCRT III complex. NCBI's taxonomy places the organism in Eukaryota, Metazoa, Chordata, Actinopteri, Labriformes, Labridae. The record is from RefSeq and is a predicted model, not a curated record. The coding region runs from base 146 to 808 and encodes 220 amino acids.